UGUCGCUGCUCUCAUCUAUUAAAAUUCGAGCUCCUGAAGACGUUUCGAUGUGUCAGAGACGGAUUUGAACUUACUAGCGGUCACACCCACUCAAUCACCAAAAGAGCGCAACGCCGACUGUAUACCCGCUAGCGAUGUCGUAUCACUAUAAAACAUCCGAAGUGGGCGCCUGCAGACACGCAAGCCAACCUGCUUCUAGGCGUUGGUAUACCCUUUGCGCAGCCGACGCCACCUAGUAUCCGGCCUCGAGGCAAAUAAUCGCCUUUGAACACUUAUAAACCGCGGCUUUCGUCAUACUUCCUUUCUCUCCUCUUUCACCCUCACCCUCAUCAUGGACCUCGGAGAAGACAUCGAUGAGAGGCUGCCCGGUGAGGACGAGAAGUUUGACCCAUCCUCGGCCGCAGACACGCUUCGAGCCCUCGACGCUCUGUGGUACAUCGGUGCAACGAAGAAAGCGAGAUGGAUGGACAUCAUCGGUGACUAUGCGGGCGAGGAAUUGUUUGUCAUCGAUGGGGACUCCCUUGUGCAACGGGUUCUUGACGACCCCCUACUGGCGCUUGGAAAAGCAGGAGAUACUGGGUUCCAAACCAUACAUGCGUUAUAUCUCGUUGAGCAGACGCUCUCUGCGUUUGCAGGACGCGGGUGCAACUUCGAGAUCGUAUUCUGGGACGACAACGCUCCCGUGACGAUCAGCAGCAGUGAAGGUGACUUCGUAACGACCUCGAGACGCCUUGCGCGGCGCAUCAUCAAGCACCAUUGCGAAGAUCGAUUAUCCAUCCCAGUCAGUACCUUUGCCAACACGGACGACGAGGCAUGGACCGAAUACGAACAUCAGAAAAAGCCAAUGUUCGUACUACUCAACGACGGGUCCAGCUUCAGCGACAAAGGGACUUUGGCCGCUGAUCGGAUGCUGGUACAACGGAAUAUGGUCCUUACGCUGCAACAUUGCGGAAUUCCGGUAGUCCUGCUCAAUGGAAUCGAGUUCAAGGACUCAAAGAUAAUGUCCUUCGUCUUCGAGCAACGUCGCGUUCGCCAAUUGCCGAAGAAGCUUCCCGGUGCUGUCGCUAGAUGUCAUCAGCGUCUUGCAGAAGAGACUGGGCUACCUCGCACUGGCGGCCAAGGCUCUAUCGUCGACUUUAUCACGAUCGUCCUGAAGAAGGGCAGGAUCACUCCUUUCGUGGCUGAACUGCUCUAUGUAUUUGUCGCGCACCUCAUCAUCCUCCCAUCGCUGUCGGUUUCUGAUCGCGCUCAACUCCCUUCUCUCCUGCAUCCCAAGCUUGAAGCCGCCUUGUUGAACGACUUCCUCCCUUGCGUGUACGAAGCGGCUGCUGGCCUGGCUUGCAUCGAUGACGUCGACGGACGGGUGUAUACUGCGCUCCUGAGCGCCAUUGUCAAUGAUGGCCAUCAAACAGCACUCGCGAACGUUAUCGGUUCUCCUGAAGCCGCUCGCAUUCAAGCCCUCUGGCAGCAGGCCAACGGACCACGCAUCGAUAUGUCGUCCUUCGCUCGACGCUUUUCGUGUCUCGACAAAUCGACGACAAGCACGAGCGCGUGUUCUACCGAUGACGGCUCAUACGCCCUGUUACCAUUUCACGAGCCGACAUUCGACGAGCACUUGUCCGACAUCCGCGUUCCUACUGCGGACGAGACCGAAACCUCCGUCGUCCCAACCAAGUAUGCACGCGGCGUCAUCUUCGCAGACGUGCACCACUGGCACAACAACCGCUCCAUCCUUCCUUCGCAUCUGGGCGGCAAGCCGGCUGUAAAGAGGCAGCUCACGCCGUGGCAACGCAAGAAGGAACUGCGCGCUGAGCAGCGCUUCACGCACAACCUUCAGCUGCAGGCCGCGACCCUCAUGGGCACCAUCGGCCUCAAGCAGCUUGUCAUCCCGCCGGCCGGCAACGGUGCGGAGUCCAGACGUGCGGUGGUGAAGGGGAAGGCGCCAGCGAGUCAAAGUGGAGCUGGAGGGAAGGGCACGAAGAAGAGCAGCGGGAAGGGAAAGACGCCGAAGCUGUCCAAGAAGGAGCAGCUUCUCCUCGAUAUCCAGGCGCAGAAGGACGUCGGCGCGCGCAAGGCGUCGAUCAAGAGCUGGAAGGGUCAUCUCGCGGCGAUGGAGGCGAUGUCGACGGACGGCAAGGUCGCCUACCUCGAGCAGCUCAACCGGAACAAGGUGGAGGAGGCGUGGCAGGGCUCCGAGCUCCGUGCGAUGCGCCUCGACCUCCUUCUUCGCUCGUGGAUCAACGAUCCUCAGCGCGACGCUCCUUCCGUUCAAGACAAGUACACUGUCAAGGCCAUGCGCCUCAUCGUCGACAUCUGCGCUCGCAAGGUGCUCACAAAAGCGAUCGCGGAGAAGGCCAAGGUCGUCUUAUCCGUCCUCGGUUUUGGCGAGUACGCGGACGUCUUGUUGCCAGACGAGGGUCAGCUCGAGGACACGAAGAUGACGUUCAAGUUUGUCGACCUGCUGGAGGGGAAGGGAAAACGGCCGGCGUUCCCGUGGAUGCACAUAAAGGAGGACCCAGUCGAGUGGCAGCUACGCCUCUGGGGCGAGUAUAUGGAUCGCAGCAUCGACGCGACCAAUGAUCCACGUGUUGGUUUUCGUCCUGAUGCUUGGCAGCGGCGCGUCCUGGACGCUAUCGACCGCAACUCGUCCUUACUUGUCAUUGCGCCCACGAGCUCCGGAAAGACUUUCAUCUCGUACUACGCGAUGGAGCAGGUCCUUCGCGAGUCGGACAAGGGCAUCCUCGUGUACAUCGCGCCGACGAAGGCGCUUGUGGCGCAGAUCGCUGCCGAGGUCUACGGGCGGUUCAAGAAGACGCUGCCAUCGGGCUCUCUCUGGGCAAUGCAGACGCGAGACUACCGUAUCCAAGACCCGCAGAACUGCCAGAUCUUGAUAACCGUGCCGGAGAUGCUCGCGAUCAUGCUGCUCAGCCCGCCUCUUGCCAAGUCGUGGACGCCGAGGAUCAAGAGGAUAAUCCUUGACGAAAUUCACUCGAUUGGCCAGCAGGAAGGUGGCGCUGUAUGGGAGCAAAUCCUCCUUCUAGCACCCUGCCCAGUCAUCGGACUGUCGGCUACCAUCGGAAGCCCGAGAAAGUUCAACGACUGGCUGGCGAGUGUACAGCGCGCUCAUGGGUACGAGCACGAGCUCGUCGAACAUCCGCAUCGCUACUCGCACCUGCGCAAGUACCAAUACGUCCUCGCCAAAAAGCCGCCCAAGUUUCAGGGUCUUGCCACUUACGAACCUUCGGAACGCAUCCAGUUCCUUCAUCCUGCGUCUAUGCUGGUCAACGGGCCGCGCGCUAUGCCACCCGAUCUUGCUUUCGAGGCCUCAGACACGCUGUCACUGUACACAGUGCUCGCCAAGCGUGCCGCUGAUAUCGACGUCGACAUAAACGACCUCAAGCCGUCGACAUUCUUCAAGUCCGUUAAGGCUUUGCUGACGCAGAAGGAAGUUUUGGAGUACGAGGCGGCACUUAAGCAGCUAUUGGCGCACCUCAUCGAGACGUCGCAGCAGGGCGACCCGGACUCCUCGCUAGCCCUCGUGUCCUCUGAUCUGAAGCCGCCUCCGAUCGUAUGCAACACCGUCGACUCUGCGUUUGCGCCAAAUGCGGACGAAUUUGUGCAGAACCUGAUUCAUCUCGUGUCAGACCUCCACGCAACGGGUAGCCUUCCUGCCAUCAUCUUCAACUUCGACCGCAGGUACUGCGAGAUCAUAGCGCAGAGGCUCGUCUCCGAGUUGGAGCGUGCUGAGAAAGCAUGGCGUCGCUCGUCGCCAGUCUGGACGAACCGUAUCGAGCAAUGGGAGAAGUGGAAAGCCAAGGCGAAAGACCGGCAGCGGCAGGAGACACGCGCGAAGCGCAACGCAGGCAACGAGGAUGAGGGACCGGAGCAGCCGUCGGACACACAUUCCUGGCAGAAGUCCUUCGAUCCGAAUGCGCCCUCGGAGGGCUUCACGUUCGCCGACGUGUAUGCGUACUCGAAGGCGGACCUGGACGAAGAUCUUCGUCAACUCGGAUGGCGUGCACCCGGUAUACUGAACAGAUUGCCGUGGGCUUUCGAUGCGCUGUAUCGCGGCAUAGCUGUACACCACGCGGGUAUGAACAAGCAUUACAGAACGCUGAUCGAACGCCUCUUCCGCAUUGGCUACAUACGAGUCAUGAUCUGCACCGGUACUUUGGCUCUGGGUAUUAACGCGCCAGCGAAGACGGCGGUCUUCGCUGGUGACAGUCCCUUCCUCACGGCCUUGAUGUACCGCCAGUGUGCAGGCCGCGCUGGACGGCGUGGAUACGAUCUCUUCGGCAACGUCGUCUUCUACGGUCUACCAGAAGAGCGCAUCCAGCGUCUCGUCCUUUCCAAGCUCCCCUCUCUCGGCGGCACCUUCCCCAUGACCUCAACCAUGUGCCUGCGCCUCGUCAACCUCCUCCAUGGAUCCGGGAAUGCUCAAGUCGCCGUCGACGCCGUUCGCAGCUUGAUGUCCCUGCCUCAUGUCACUUUCACUGCAAGCGCCGGUCGACACCAGCUUCUUCAUCAUGUGCGAUUUAGCUUCGAGUACCUACGGCAAGCCGGGCUCUUGGACGCUGAGGGGCAGCCCAUGAAUCUAUACGGGGUCGCGGCGCAUCUCUAUUACACGGAACCGAGCAAUUUUGCCCUCGUCGCACUCCUUCGGCAAGGGAUAUUGCACGACAUCGCGGCGCACAAGAGCUUCGAGGAUGCCAAGCGCGAGUUCAUCAUCCUGAUGUGCCACCUAUUCGACCGUCGCUACCUCUCACGCGUAUACACCCAGAAGCCGCACCUUCAAGCGCUACUCAGGAAGUACCCGUCGCGCGUACUGCUCCCGCCACUACGUUCCGACGCAGUUCGCGCCCUACGAGAGCACGACGAGGAGAUCCUCCGCGUCUUCAAAGGCUACGCAGUCACGUAUGCGCAAUCAAGGGAUGCCGAACUGCCGAAGGACGUCUGCCUACCGCUCAGUCACACGCCAUACGUCGGAAGCAGCGAAAGUUCUCCCUUCAAGGAGUCCUUGCAGCGAACGGCAGUGCCACGCAGCGUUCGCUCCUCAUUCAUCGCGACAUCAGGACACGGCGACGAGUUUGCCAGCGUUAGCGAGCUCUGCCGCACCGCACGCGCCGGAGUCGAGCUGCAUGAGCACAGCAUCCCCUCGAUGGAACGCUUCAUCCGCUAUGCAAAUCCUGACGAGACGGACGGCGUCCAGCACGUCCUCAACGCCUACAUCUACGACUUUUACACGCAUGGCCAACCAACUUCUCUCGCGCAGGCGAACGGCAUCAAGUACGGCGACAUUUGGUACCUGCUGGAGGACUUCAACCUUGUCCUGCUCACUCUCAAGACGGCGCUGCAGCAGCUCCUGAGUCGUACACGGAGCGAAGACGCUGAGCUCGUCGUUGGUGUGGACCUUGAUGAGGAGCAGGUGGUUGGCGAUGCGGACGUCGAGGACGAUGUGAAGGAGGAUGAGGACAUCACGGAUGAGAAGGAACCUGCGGCAGAAGGCGAGGAGUUCUCGAGACCGAAGGGUGUGCCGGACUUUGACUGGAAUGUGUAUCGCAUGGUGUCUCGUGCUCACGAAGACUUUUAUGCCAAGUUCAAGGCGAUGUGGGCGUAACUCAUUGUCGUAUUUACUGUCGUGUUUUGUUCGGUCCUUGGAUCCAAUCAAUUGCCUUAUGAGAUGUA
This is a messenger RNA of Schizophyllum commune H4-8, 5685 nucleotides long. Its product is annotated as P-loop containing nucleoside triphosphate hydrolase protein. Bases 332 to 5617 code for a protein of 1761 amino acids. NCBI's taxonomy places the organism in Eukaryota, Fungi, Basidiomycota, Agaricomycetes, Agaricales, Schizophyllaceae. Gene Ontology annotation, molecular function: ATP binding; nucleic acid binding. Gene Ontology annotation, cellular component: cytoplasm. The transcript has 14 exons. The record is from RefSeq and is a predicted model, not a curated record.